CUGGGAAAGCCGCCUUGUCCCUGCCUUCGCUUGCAGGGGGGGCCAUGGGCACUGAGAUGGUCCUUAACUGCCGCCGACAAAAGGGGGUUCCACUCGGUGCCGCUCAAUCCAGCCUUGACUCCGUGCCGAGCCCUGACGAGCGCUGCGCUCACGGCAGCCCCCGCUGGCCCCCGUCUCAUUCCCGUGAUACCCCACGGCCGGAGACCUUAAAUAACUUGCCAACGCCUGCCCAGCUGAUUAGGAGCCAACGGAAGAUUGAAACCUGGCUGUCUGGGUUCUGAAGGAAAGCGUAUCUAACCACCAGAGUCUGCGUAUUGCCUCUGGGGUUGGCCUGGCUGGGCAGGUAUGGCAGCUCUGCAGCCAAAGCACCUGCCACUAAAGCAGAAGACGAUUCUUUUCUCCAGUGGUUCCUGCUUCUCAUUCCUGUGACUGCCUUUGGCCUGGGGACAUGGCAGGUCCAGCGUAGGAGGUGGAAGCUGAAGCUGAUCGCAGAACUAGAGUCUAGAGUGACCGCUGAGCCCGUCCCUCUGCCAGGAGACCUGAUGGAACUGAACGCACUGGAGUACAGGCCAGUGAAGGUCAGGGGCCAUUUUGACCACUCCAAGGAGCUAUACAUGAUGCCCCGGACCAUGGUGGACCCAGCCCGGGAGGCAGGCCGGCUCUCCUCCUCAGCAGAGAGCGGGGCCCAUGUCAUCACCCCCUUCCACUGCACUGACUUGGGAAUCACCAUCCUGGUAAAUAGAGGGUUUGUCCCCAGAAAGAAAAUGAAUCCUGACACACGGCGGAAAGGCCAGAUUGAGGGAGAUGUGGAACUAGUCGGGAUGGUGAGGCUGACAGAAACCAGGAAGCCCUUUGUUCCUGAGAACAAUCCAGAGAAGAACCACUGGCAUUACCGGGAUCUGGAGGCCAUGGCCAGGCUCACGGGCACAGACCCCAUUUUCAUCGAUGCAGACUUUAGGAGCACAGUCCCCGGAGGACCCAUUGGAGGGCAAACCAGAGUCACUCUGAGGAAUGAGCAUGCACAGUACAUUGCCACCUGGUAUGGACUCUGUGCAGCCACAUCGUACCUGUGGUUUAAGAAAUUCCUACGUUGGACUCCAAGCCUAUGAUGAGAUCAGCUGACGUAGCCCCAUCCCUGAAUAAUGAAGUCAGUGAAGAACAUUUUAAGAUCAUGUUAUCACUGGUGUAAAUAAAACUCUAUACUACCCA
Molecule: messenger RNA, 1209 nt
Organism: Manis javanica (Malayan pangolin)
Lineage: Eukaryota; Metazoa; Chordata; Mammalia; Pholidota; Manidae
Gene: SURF1
Product: SURF1 cytochrome c oxidase assembly factor
Biological process (GO): mitochondrial respiratory chain complex IV assembly
Cellular component (GO): mitochondrion; membrane
Source: RefSeq, a predicted model, not a curated record